Molecule: messenger RNA, 1053 nt
Organism: Arachis stenosperma
Lineage: Eukaryota; Viridiplantae; Streptophyta; Magnoliopsida; Fabales; Fabaceae
Product: alkylbase DNA glycosidase-like protein mag2
Exons: 1
Coding region: 58-906 (282 amino acids)
Biological process (GO): base-excision repair; DNA alkylation repair; base-excision repair, AP site formation
Cellular component (GO): nucleus; protein-DNA complex
Molecular function (GO): DNA-7-methylguanine glycosylase activity; DNA-3-methyladenine glycosylase activity; alkylated DNA binding
Source: RefSeq, a predicted model, not a curated record
GGGUUGACUCAUCCUCAUUCUGUUGUUCCUUUUUCUCAAUUGUUUCUGAAAAAAAAAAUGAAGCGAACUCGAUCUCAAACCAAAGAAAGCAUUUCCGUCUCCAAAUCAGAAUCCCUAACCGCUUCCUCUUCCAAACUCCCAUUUCGCGCCAAAAAGAUCCCAAGACUCCCCUCUUCCUCCAACAACAACAAGAACAAAGAAACCCUCAUUCCCGAAGAUUCAACACCACCACCACUACCCACUCCCAAACCGUUGACUUUUACAGGGGAAAUGGAGCUCGCCCUUCACCACCUCCGUGCCGCCGAUGUCACCCUCGCCGCCUGCAUCGACGCCUUCCCGACGCCGCACUUCCAUACUCACCGCUCUCCCUUCUUCUCCCUCGUCAAGAGCAUCAUCUCCCAGCAGCUCUCCAACAAGGCCUCCCAAUCCAUCGAGGACCGUUUCGUCGCCCUCUGUGGCGGCCCACACUCAGUUGGGCCUGACUCUGUCCUGGCUCUCUCGGCCCAACAGCUCCGCGGAGUCGGGAUAUCAGGGCCCAAAGCCACCUACCUGCAUGAUCUGGCAAGCAAGUACCGCGAUGGGCUCUUGUCGGAUUCGUCCAUACUGGAAAUGGACGACGAGACUCUCUACAAGAAGCUGACGAUGGUGAAGGGAAUUGGGCCUUGGUCGGUCCACAUGUUCAUGAUCUUCACACUUCACAGGCCCGACGUUCUGCCAGUUGGAGACCUUGUUGUUAGGAGAGGUGUGGAGCGGUUGUAUGGGCUGAAGUCAUUGCCUCAGCCUUCGCAAAUGGAGAAGCUUUGCGAGAAGUGGAAGCCCUAUAGGUCUGUUGGGUCUUGGUAUAUGUAUAGGCUUGUUGAAGCAAAAGGAAUAUUGCCAUUGCCACCACCAACAUCCCUACUUUGACUUAUUCAACUUUUUGCUCUUUUUUGUUUUGGGCCUCAUUAGGUAGUCCAUUAAUGAAACUACUUGGGCCUUCUUAAAGUGUACGAAGCUAAUGAAGGCUUUAUUGUUCUAUUAUGUGCCAGUAAUGAAACAUAUUAUCUUUCUUCA